Messenger RNA from Aspergillus glaucus CBS 516.65, 1402 nucleotides. Its product is annotated as ferritin-like domain-containing protein. The record is from RefSeq and is a predicted model, not a curated record. Bases 94 to 1281 code for a protein of 395 amino acids. The transcript is spliced from 4 exons. NCBI's taxonomy places the organism in Eukaryota, Fungi, Ascomycota, Eurotiomycetes, Eurotiales, Aspergillaceae.
CCCUGUUCUCCCUCGAAUCCGACCCUUCCACACCACAGCGCAUUCAUUGCCUCGAGCAGAACUGAAAGCAAUCCAAGAUCCAUCUCAGUCAUCAUGAAGUUCUCCAACGCUCUGAUCUCCCUGGCCGCCGCCGGCCUCGUCCAGGCUGGCCCUGUUGCCAAGCGUGGUGAUAUCACCGACGCCGACAUCCUCCAGUACGCCUUGACUCUCGAGCACCUGGAGGCUUCCUUCUACGAGCAGGGUCUGAAGAACUACACCCAGUCGGACUUUAUGGCCGCUGGAUUCAAGGACCCUACCUUCUUCGCCAACAUCAAGAUGGUUGCGGAGGAUGAAAAAGCCCACGAGGACUUCUUGACCAAGGCUUUGUCUGCUGCUGGUGCCAAGCCGGUGGAGAGAUGCACAUACUCUUUCCCGGCGACCGAUGUCAAGAGUUUCCUCGCUGUUGGUAGCAUGCUGGAGGGCGUCGGUGUCAGCGCCUACCUCGGCGCAGCCGCCCACAUCAUGAACGCCACCUACCUCUCCGCAGCCGGCAGCAUCCUCACCGUCGAAGCGCGCCACAGCGCCUACCUCCGCGCCGCCCAAGGCGAAGCCCCUGCCGCGCAGCCCUUCGACAACCCCCUCGACUUCAACGAGGUCUACACCGUCGCCUCGCCAUUCAUCGCCUCGUGCCCCGGCAGCAACAUGAUGCUGCCCGUCAAGGCUUUCCCGUCGCUCACGAUGGCGGGCGGCAAGGCCAUGACCGGCUCGAUGGUGCAGUUGAUGGCCGGCAAGGGCUUUGAAAAGAUGAACACAAAGGAUGUGCAUGCUGCGUUUAUCACUGCUACUGGUCCUGUGUGGACAUCUGUUCAGGAUAAGGGUGAUGGAAAGUUCAUGGUUACUGUUCCUAAGGGUGUUAUGGGUCAGAGCUAUGUUGUCUUGACUCAUGGGGACAAGCAGGCUACCGAUGAUAACAUUGUUGCUGGUCCUGCUAUUAUUGAGGUCUCAGACAUGAUGAAAAGCGGUAACAUGGGUAUGGACAGCAGCAUGUCGAUGUCGAUGUCGAUGUCGAUGCCCAUGGCCUCUGCCUCUGGCUCGAUGUCCGGAUGGAUGCCAUCUGCCUCUGGUUCCAUGGCUAUGCCCUCCGGCUGGAUGCCCAUGGCCUCUGGAUCGAUGACCCCUAGUGCCUCGAUGAGCUCUCCUUCGUCUUUGUUCACCGGAGCUGCUGCUAAGAACACGAUGAGCGGUGCUGUCGGUGCUGGUAUGGGUCUUAGUGCGCUUUUUGCUGCUGCUAUGAUGGUUUAAUGCGAUGGAAUGUGUAUAUUUUUGUGUUAAUAUGGAAGGAAUACUGUGUGGUAAUGAGUCCAUUGGAUAUCCGAUGAGUUAUUAAUGUUUAUAAUAUUCAUAAUUAUAUUGAAAUACGUGU